GCUUUCCAUUUUCUCUUCUCGACUCCCGUCGGCCCGCUCGCUCGCCGAGUCCGAUGGCGAAGAGCCCGCAGACACAGAAUCUGCCGGUCGACGUGGCCCAUCUCGUAGACCAGCUCGAGCGCCAUUGCCUCGCUCCGGACGGUUCCCAUGUCUCCAAAGCCGCCUUCUCCGAUCUCCAACUCGCGAGGGAGGAGAUGUCGCGAGAGCGGAUGCGGUACUUGGAAGCCAUGGCGGUUUACUGCGAGGCGAUUGCGGUAGUUGAAGAGUAUCAGCAGGCGGUUUCUGCAGCAAAUAUCGGAGGGGUUAAAGACAUUCCCGUUUUACAACCUCAGCUCGGGCUGAAUUGCUCCCCUCUGGUUUGUGAGUCCCUUGAGCAUUGGUUAGCAGUCGCAGAGGCUUCUCAAAGAUUAAGACUUCCUCUUCUAUCUAAAGAUGGUGAAAUUCAUGAGGAGGAGAUAGAGAAACUGAGUAUGAUCUCAAGAAGUUCUAUUGACAGCACUAGUACGAGUGUAACUCCGAGCACAAACUCAAAUUCAACAUACUAUAACAACAGUUAUACAAAUAGCAGCAGCGGUAUCUUGGGUUUCACUGGUCCACCGAGUAGUUCCGAUAUUGUUGAACCAGGAGUUGGUGGAGUACCAAAUCGUUUUCUUGGAGUAACACCAGGUUUUCUAUGGCAAGUCCAACAACAGCAUCCUGUCAUGGCCAUGGAUCCGUCAGAAUACCAGAGAUCCCUUGUUUGGGAAAUUGAAUCUCGCUUAAAAGCUAAAUGUGAAAUAUUAGCUGAUAUGUUUGCGAUGGAUGACAAUGACUCCUCUUCCAUAACUCAAAUUUCAAGUGCUCGGCUUCCAGAAAGGGUAAAAUUAAUAAUUGAGGAGGUUGAGAAGGAAGAAGCUGUGUUGCUAGAGGAUCUGUAUUCAAUGGAUAGGAAGUUUGCAGAGCAUUACAAUGUUUUGGAGCAGAUACUGGGGGUUCUUAUUAAGUUUGUCAAGGAUCUGAAGCUGCAACAUCAGCAUCAAUAUGAUGAGUUAAGGAAAACUUGGCUAUGUAAGAGGUGUCAGACAAUGAAUGCCAAACUUAGUGUCCUUGAACAUCUUCUCUUGCGUGACACUUACACCAAGGACUCUGUUCCAGCCCUCCGUAAGAUAAGGAAUUAUCUAAUAGAAGCGACAGAAGAAGCAUCCAUUGCUUACAACAAAGCAGUCACCCGUCUACGCGAGUAUCAAGGUGUUGAUCCCCAUUUUGAUACAAUUGCUAGACAAUAUCAUGACAUUGUAAAGAAACUGGAAGGCAUGCAAUGGACGAUUCAUCAAGUUGAAAUGGACUUAAAGCGCUCACUUGAUCACUCAUCCUCUUAAUCUUUCUACACUCCUAGCAAGAUUCCAGACUUCAUCAACCAAGGUAAUUGCUACCACAAAUUCUAACCAAAGGGAGAGACCUCAGAAGACUGGUGAUGUUAAGGGGAAUUGUGAAGAAUCUAAUGCUGGAGCUUGUAACAGUUUGCACUGUUCAUCUGUUCACCUUAUCCUAUUAGCGGAUUUACUACCGGUGACCUACAGCAGCAGCUUAGCAUCAUUGAGGUAGACUGUUGAUCCAUGUUUAUAAGAGGCUUGCUGAAAUCUGCCUCACAAACUAAGAGACAUGCCUGAGUUGUCAUUUUUUUCUCCUGGUGUGUUGUGGAAAGGUGUUGAUUAGUUUGUUACUGUUAUGUAUUCUGUGAUUUAUCUGUUUGUGACUCAGGAGAUGUUAAAUCAUUAAGGUUGUUACUGUUGCAUGAA
Messenger RNA from Musa acuminata subsp. malaccensis (wild Malaysian banana), 1778 nucleotides. RefSeq names its product AUGMIN subunit 4. Gene Ontology annotation, cellular component: HAUS complex. NCBI's taxonomy places the organism in Eukaryota, Viridiplantae, Streptophyta, Magnoliopsida, Zingiberales, Musaceae. The record is from RefSeq and is a predicted model, not a curated record. Gene Ontology annotation, biological process: spindle assembly. Gene Ontology annotation, molecular function: microtubule minus-end binding.